Linum trigynum is the source of this 2165-nucleotide messenger RNA. Lineage: Eukaryota; Viridiplantae; Streptophyta; Magnoliopsida; Malpighiales; Linaceae. The record is from the annotation of a GenBank genome assembly.
CUCAUCUGAUUCAAAUCUUGUAAGUUAUAACAAGAAUCUUACUAGAAAUCGUAGUCAUCUUAGAGCAGCUGAAACCGUGUAAACAUUUGCAAAAGACUGGUCUCGCGGGCAAUAGCAAGACCCGGCUGAGCCAGUUGAGCUGUUCCUCCAGUUUGGGAUUUGUGGCCUGCCCGAAGUUCACUUUGGCGGUCCAACCCAGGUUUUGAUAGAAAAUGAGGAGCAGCAGAUGGAGACAAAGCUAAAAAAAUCGUUGAAGCCCGCAACGGCCAGUAAUUUACGCUAAGUUGCUAACCCGAAAGCCAGCCGCCAUCUGUACUUGAGCAGGUGGCCGACUACUGCCCGUAGCGCGUGAUUCUGAGGCCGAAGAAACCGAUUUCAUUAGCAAAUGAGCAGAGUCCAAGCCAGUCAGCUGUUCAGAAUCCUCGGUGCAAGACAAAAAGUCAGCGACUUUCUACAAUUCCCUUCUUGGUUGGGGGGAGACCUCAUAUUCCCAUUCCCAUCGUGCUUCGCUCCUCAUCCGUCGCCGAUCGCCCACCAAAAAUGGAAGAACCCCACAUCGAGAGGAUGGCUGCUUCGCCAGUGAAGAAGGGAUCGCUGAUGAUGAGGCCGAUACAUUGGUUCAGAAUGCUUGGCGAGGAGCUCCACUGGAGCCUCGUGAUGGGGGUAAUCGUGGUUUAUGGGAUUAGUCAGGGUUUCGGAGUUGGGCUCGUCCGAGUUAGUACGCAGUACUACAUGAAGGAUGAUCAGAAGCUGCAGCCCUCUGAAGCUCAGCUCUUUUUUGGUCUCCUUCAGCUCCCUUGGAUUGUCAAGCCUCUAUGGGGUCUCUUAACGGACACUGUACCUGUUCUGGGCUACCGCAGGCGCCCCUAUUUCAUUUUCGCAGGUUGUCUUACUGCUAUGUCAAUGCUGGUGGUGUCACUGCAGCCAAACUUGUCGCUUGGAUAUGCCAUGCUUUCUCUGAUGUCAGGGAGUACCGGGAUGGCGAUUUCAGAUGUUACCAUUGAUGCCUGUGUGACACAAAAUAGUGUAACUCACCCAUCUCUUGCCGGUGAUAUGCAAAGCUUGUGUGGGCUCUCUGCCUCCAUCGGGUCCCUGGUCGGCUUCUCACUCAGUGGCUUCCUUGUUCACCUGGUUGGAGCUAAGGGUGUGUUUGGGUUUCUAAGUUUUCCAGCAGGCCUAGUCGUUAUGGUUGGGAUAUUGUUGCGCGAAGGCAAUUUACAGCGAUCUGUUUACAGAGGGGUACAUGAGAAGUUCUUGGACGCCGGUAAAACAAUGUGGAGAACACUAAAAUGUCGAGAAGUGUGGAGGCCUUGCUUAUUUAUGUUCUUGUCUCUCUGUGUCAGUUUACAUGUCCAUGAAGGAAUGUUCUACUGGUAUACUGAUGCAGCGGGGGGUCCAUCUUUCUCACAGGAAAUUGUUGGAUCGAUAUUCUCAUUUGGUGCAAUUGGCUCUCUCUCAGGGGUCCUAAUCUACCAAAAUUUUCUGAAGAACCAUCCCCUUCGCGACAUAGUUUUUUGGUCCCAGCUAUUACUCAGCCUAUCUGGGCUGCUUGACUUGAUAUUGGUUCUUCGUAUUAACUUGAGAAUCGGUUUCCCUGAUUAUUUCUUUGUUGUGAUCGACGAAGCUGUUUCUCGGAUGAUUGGGCGGGUCAAAUGGAUGCCUCUUCUUGUGCUUAGUUCCAAGCUAUGCCCUCCUGGUAUAGAGGGCACCUUCUUUGCUCUGCUCAUGUCUAUUGAUCAUAUUGGUCUGCUCAUCUCUACAUGGCUAGGAGGUCUACUCUUGCAUAUGUUGAAUGUCACCAGGACACAGUUUGACAAUCUUUGGGUUGCCCUCUUGAUCCGAAGCAUGGUGAGGCUGCUCCCGAUUGCCUUAUUAUUCCUGAUCCCGAGGGCUGAUCCCAAUUUGUCGGUUCUUCCAGCUGAGACGUUGAAGAUGAAAAAGGGUGAUGAUGACCAGAAGAACAAUGAGAUGGCCUCCCUUAUCGAGGGCAAUUGAAGUAGGGAAGAAUACUGACACAUUUGUUUCGAGAUCACAGUCAAUGCAGGUCCCUUUACAAUGCCAAGGAUGCCAGACACUGAAGCUGGAACCCUAUGGUAUGACCCAAAUCACCAUUUACUCAGCAUCUUCCAGUUUGGUACACAGAUUAAUCAACUUGGGCAAUGACA